AGUUCCCGGCUGCUGUGGCGGCGCGACCUGGACUCCUGUUACCUCGGGGCAAAGGACUCACAAGAAGGGCUGUCGACAGGCUCCGAGCUGCCGCACGCUGCUGGUGAGCGAAGGGGUGGCGGGGACGCUGCCGAGACGGAGGGCAGCACGGCCGGAACGCUUUCAGCAUGGCUUCUCCAACUCUGCUCAUGCGUGUGGUCGCCUCUGCAUAUUCUGCUGCAGAAAAAGCUGCAACAAUUGUUAGAAAUGUAAUGGCUGCAGGAGAUCUGGGCAUAGUGGAGAAGACUGGAGCCAAUGACUUGCAGACCAAAGCUGACCGACUGGUACAAAUGAGCAUUUGUGCUUCGCUGGCACAGAAGUUUCCCAAGGUGACAAUCAUAGGAGAAGAAGAACUGCCCAGUGAUGAGGUAACUGAGGAACUAAUUGAAGAUGGUCACUGUGAAGAAAUCCUAAAGAAAACUUGUCCUGCUCAGUACACAGGAAUUAAAGAAGAAGAGCUUGUAAUAUGGGUUGAUCCCUUGGACGGAACCAAGGAGUACACUGAAGGUCUCCUUGACCACGUAACGGUUCUUAUUGGAAUUGCUUAUGGAGGCAAAGCAAUAGCAGGAGUUAUUAACCAGCCAUAUUACAACUAUGAGGCAGGACCUGAUGCUGUGCUGGGACGGACAAUCUGGGGAGUCGUAGGCAUAGGUGCCUUUGGAUUUCAGCUCACAGAAGCACCUGCUGGGAAACAUAUCAUAGUUACCACCCGUUCUCACAGCAGUGCCCUGGUAAAUGAAUGCAUCAGUGCUUUGAAUCCAGACAGUGUCAUCAGAGUUGGAGGAGCAGGAAACAAGGUCAUUCAGCUUAUAGAAGGCAAGGCAUCUGCUUAUGUAUUUGCAAGUCCUGGGUGCAAGAAAUGGGAUACAUGUGCACCGGAAGCUAUUCUACAUGCUGUGGGAGGCAAGAUAACUGAUAUCCAUGGAAAUUCAUUUCAGUAUAACAAGGAAGUGAAACACAUGAAUUCUGCUGGGGUCCUUGCUGCUUUGAGAAAUUAUGACUAUUAUGCCAGUCGUAUUCCUAACACUGUUAAACAAUCUCUUGUGCCUUGAAGCAAUAAAGCAUCUUCACUUGGCCUGGUAGGCUGAGAAAGUGAGCUUGGAGAAGAAAGCGAGCUUGGAGAAGAAAGUGAGAUGAUAACUGAGCCUGAAAUACUGUUUUAGAACGUUUGAACUGCGUUCUUACACUAAGGUGUUCAAUAAUUUCAAAUUGCACACAGAAUGAAUAUGUGUAUGUUGGAUCAGAUUGUUUUGCUGUCUUUAGCAGAAAACAUCAAACCAGUCACAUUUCUUGGAUAGGUGUUUUCCAUAUCCUUUGGCAGUAUUUGUUCUUCAUUACGGUGUUUAACAUACUGCUGAUCAUAACAGUAGAGUCCAAAAAUCAUCUUAAUAGUCAGGGCACAAAAUCAUGUUAAGUAAUUUUCCUGAUGUUGCUCAAUGUUUUUUUGUUGUAUGUAGUCAACAAGAGUUUAUUAUGUUAAGUACAAAUGGACUAAGAAUUUGCCUGGAUGGAUUAGCCCAUUUAUUAUAAAGUUCCCAGUUUUGAUUCUUAGAAGUGAAUCUUUGAAUUUUCUGAUCUGCACUUAGUUUUGGGAUGGCAGAGAUUGCUGUUUGUGGAGAACUGGGGUGUCAGUUUUGCAGAAGCCAGGACCAGUCCAGCUGGACCUCAUAACAUCUCAAAUAGAGGUUCCUGGAUCACUGGAUCCAUUUGGGAUCAGUGAAGCAUUAAUACAGCAGAGUUCAGGACGCCUCAGCUGAGGAGAAGCCAAGGAAACUGCAAUGGGGAGAGGAGUUCCCAGCACCUCUCUGAUGAUUUGGAAUGCCUCUCUUGGGGUCUGUGUCAUCUCAGUCUUGGAGAGCAUCCUAGGUCACUUUGUCAUACACAAGGACAACUUAAAUGCCAGGACUUGAUUUUUUUUUUAUGUCUAGGUGCCUUUCCAACAGCACCAAGAGCUCGAACCCGACAUUACCACUUCUUUCUCCUAUGGAACGUCAGCACAUUAGGGAAGGAGAGAGACCAGAUGACAAGAUCACCUAAAAUAAACUUACAAAUUGGAGAGCCUGUUUCAGUCAGCUUUCCCAUAGGUACAAGGGUUAGGAAGGCAGGAUUCAACUGUUCAGUCUACGUGAACACAAAAGAGAGUAAGUAGUAAAUUACAUAUGACUAACUAACAGGGCAACCUUGGCCAAAACAGAUGAUGUCUCUUCAAGCUGAAAUUAGGACUGUGGAGUAUUUUGAACCAGUGGAGCCCCUACGUACUUUUUUUCUUCAUAUUUUGUGACCCAAAUCCCUCAGUGUGUACAAGUUGCUUCUUUCUCCUUUCAUCACACAAGGUAUUUUAGUAAACUCCAGUUUACUUGGAGUCCUUACAUUAGAUCCUUUCCUCACAGUAGGAUAACACCAAUGUGACUUCACUGGUUUAAACCUGGUUCUAUUUCCAGCAAGCAUCUCUUGCUAAAGCAUUCUCUGCCUCCCCAUGCUCAUGCAUGGAAAAGGAUCUAAGGAAGCUCUUUCCUUAGUGAGGUCAGCUUAUCAUAACAUUUACAGAUCAGUUAGCAAGAUUACCACUUACUGCAUUCUAUCAUCAGCCAGUCCAUAAUACUAUCAUGACACUGGAUUAAAGCUGCAUAUAUAGAAACAACACAUGCAUCUAAUCCUUUUGUCUACAGCUUCACCUUCUCCUUUCUCAAGCUCAUGACUAGUAAGAACAUGCAACAGAAAUUCAGCCUGCUUUAAUUAGAGCCUUCACGUUUUGCCCCAUUAUAAGUGUAAUCAUUCCACAUACAAAAUUAACAUCAUUUCACUGCCUCAGUUAUACAUAAUUCUUACCCCUACCUUCUGCAGGACUUUUGGAUGUGCAUGCUUUAGUAUUCAUAUAAAAAUCUGCAUGUGAAUUUGUAAAGCACAUUAACACUAAACAUAGAAAAACUUAGACAACUAAAAGCCUGCUUAAUAAACCUUUCCAUCGAACAUUAAAAUACAAAUCACAGAACUCACUGUUAGCAA
This is a messenger RNA of Neopsephotus bourkii (Bourke's parrot), 3045 nucleotides long. RefSeq names its product 3'(2'), 5'-bisphosphate nucleotidase 1 (gene BPNT1). The transcript has 9 exons. Lineage: Eukaryota; Metazoa; Chordata; Aves; Psittaciformes; Psittacidae. The record is from RefSeq and is a predicted model, not a curated record. Bases 168 to 1091 code for a protein of 307 amino acids. Gene Ontology annotation, biological process: phosphatidylinositol phosphate biosynthetic process. Gene Ontology annotation, molecular function: 3'(2'),5'-bisphosphate nucleotidase activity.